AUGCUUGUCAGAUUGCAGUAUUUGUACCUGAGUGGGUCUGAUGUUACUGCUCCUGCAUGCAACAGAUCUAUCCAGCCAUCCUUUUCUCCUGACACGUUUCAUGGAUUGAAUGGCCUCAAAGUUUUGAGCUUGACUGGAAUGGGAAUAACUUUCCUGUGUGAGCAUUUGUUUAAAGGUGUAUCAAAUCUACAUAUACUAAACCUGCAGAAAAAUCCCAUAUACAAUAUUUCUAAAGAUGCUUUUAAUCACCUGACAAAGCUGCAGACCUUGGAUUUGUCUCAUACUUUCAUUACUACUCUCAAUCCGGAGACUUUUUCUCAACUUCAGAACUUGACAACCUUACACAUGGUUCCUAGCAACUUAAAGGAGAUACCUAUUGCAUUGAUUAAGCUGACCAAUUUGGAGGUACUCUUUCUUGGUGGUAAUUUUUCUGAAAUCCAUUUCAAUGAUGACUUUGAAAAGUUGAAAAAGUUGCAAGAAGUAAAGAUGGUGUCCAUUUUUAGCAAUGACAGUCUGUGUGGAGAAAUCUGCCGCGAUAUGAGUCUGCCUUAUAAUGCUUUCUGGAGUCUGAAGACAAAACAUUUGACUCUUCAUGAUGGUUUGCCUACAUGUUUUUUCAAAGUGUCACGGAGUAUGGGUCACAAGUUUUUUAAAUUCUAUUCUGAUAUCACCGAAGGGUUGUCUUUAUCUGGUUUAGAUGCUCCUUUGAACCAAAGUUUUCAUUCCACACUAACAAACUUGAACUUGUCUGGAAGUAGAGUUGAUCAUGUCAAGGAUUAUGUUUUCAAACAUCUUAACAAUCUACGUACUCUUAAUCUUAGUCAUAAUUUCAUCACUUACUUUGAUGAGCAUGCUUUCGUCGGACUUGCGAGUCUAACGAGAUUAGACUUAUCAUACAAUAAGCUUACCUUGAGGGGACUGAGUGCUCUGAAAACAUUCUCUAAUAGUAGUUACAAAUUGGAGGAACUUUUCCUUUCUAACAAUACGCAUUUGGUGACUCACAAUACCCAUAUGCUAGAAGAUGCCUGGAAUUUAUUUUUGAUCCCAACACUCAAGAAAAUAGUAUUACAUUCCAUCAAUUUGAAAGGUGAUGCAUUCAAAUUUCUAAUCAAAGUUUUGCAUAAAUUACCACAGCUAGAACAUCUAAACCUUUAUGGGAAUGACUUAAAUACAAUACCCACUAAGUUGAUUUCUUCUUAUCCACUUAAUUCAUUGAAAAUACUUGAUAUUUCAUACAACUGCUUGGCUGUCUUGGAUCAGUCAGAGUAUGAGCAUGGGCUAUCUGUAUUGCCACUUCUUCAGUAUGUUGAUCUUUCUGGAAGGCGAGUCCGACUGUCACUUUUUAAGAAUGCUACAUCUAUCCAACAGUUGAUUCUCAAUAAUAGAAGGCCUAUGUGCCCUGAUCUCCAGAAAAACUAUAAAUGGAAAAAUGACUUCAAUGUGCAGUGGGAAAACUCCCUGUUAACAUUUCCUAACUUGAUUAAACUUGAAAUAUCUUAUAGUCUAAUUACACAACUUUCAAAGAUUGUGUUUGAUGGGAUUUCUAAUGUCAAGUAUUUAAAUUUAAAUAACAACAAGUUUGAUCACCUUGACCUGUCGUUGUUCAGUCGCCUUCAGUACUUGAUUCACUUGGAUCUUAGCAAAAAUGAAAUACAUGCAAUUAAUGGUAGUUGGCGCAUGCCGAAGUUGAAAAAACUGAUGCUGUCAAAUAAUGGGUUGUCAUCAAUUCCCCAUUUUAUGCUUUCAAGUGAAUAUUUGCCAUCCCUCGUUGAAUUGGACUUAUCCUGGAAUGUAUUACGCUGUGAUUGUCUUCUUAGUUGGUUUCGUAAUUGGGCUCAAACUGAUUACUCGGUCAAACUGGUCAAUUUUCAUAAGUACCAGUGUGCCAACGCUCAUGACAAUUUUGAAGUCGAUGGAGAUGUUCGUAAUUUUGAUCCUGCUGUUCUGCCAUGCGAGUCUUUUCUCCAUGUUCAUUUAUCAGUCAGUUUGUCAUGCGGUUUUGCUUUCCUAUUGACUGUAUCCACAGUAUGUUUUUACUAUCGCUACAAUAUCAAGUACGGAUGGUACGUUUGUCGUAUAAAGAUGAAAGGGUAUAAACCUAUCACAGAAGACAGAAAGUAUGACACGUUUGUUUAUUACAAUAAUGCUGAUAGUGACUGGGUGAAUGAUGAAUUUUUGCCCAAAUUUGGCGAGGGUGACCACCCAAAGUUUAAUAUCUGCACGAGUGAGAAAGAUUUCAGCAGUGGGUACAAAGUGACUAAUAUAUUGGAUGCGAUCCAAGAGAGUAGAAAGACAAUUCUCUUACUAACAUCAAAUUUUGUCAACUGUGAAUUGUGUAUUUAUGGCAUGUUCCUAGCUUUGCAAGAGCUUUUUCAGGAGGGUCGAGAUGUCAUAAUUCUUGUUUUGUUAAAGCCGAUUCCCAAUGGGGAAAUGCCCCUGGAAUUGAGAAAGCUUUUUUGUAAUAAACCAAUAAUAAAAUGGCCUAAAACAGAUGAUCCAGUUGCAAGGAAUUUAUUUUGGGUCAAAUUAGAAGAUGCCUUAAAAUCCCCGACUAUAGUUGAUCCGUUCAUACAAGUGUUAUUCGCCAUCACAGUGUACGAUGAAACAGUUACAUGGGAAGUGAGCAUCAUGGUGGACUCUCUUCCUGGCUAUGUCUGUUUCUGUGCAUUAAUUUGUGUCAGCUUUGGUGUUUUACCUCCAUGGAAGGUGUACAAUGGGACACACAUAGAAUAUACAGGUGCUUAUGCUGACUUGACUGCUCUUCCCGACUCGUUGACGCAUUUGAAAUAUAUCAACACUGCAAAUGUUUCUUGGAAUGUUUCCAAUGAGACUUUUUCUCAGUGUAAUCCAAAAUGUUUGCCGCUACAGAAGUUGGAUCUUGGGGGUAACGCUAUCACCUCUGUUAGUCGCCAUGCGUUUUCCCAUCUGUCAAGUCUGCUAAACCUAUCAUUGGCUCAGAAUCGCCAUCUUAAGCAAUAUGAUAUAAAUUGCAGUUGGAGCUUGGAGUUGAAUGUUGAUGUAUUCGCAGGCUUGCAUAAUUUGAUGUAUUUGGAUUUGACUCUUAUCGGUAUGAGGGAUCUUAAUCCUGAGAUGUUGCGGCCAUUGAAGAAGUUAGAGACUUUGGCAAUAGGUAAGAACUGUCUUGCAGAACUACAGGAUGAAACAUUCAAUGGUUUACAAGAACUUAAGGUGUUGGAUCUGUCUUAUACUACUAUAAAAAGCUUGCCUUCCAUGGUAUUUUCAAAGCUGAAUAAGCUGGAAACCUUGUUACUGUAUAGAACUCGUCUCAUGAACAUUCCAAAUGUUGCACUUGCACCACUAGUGAACUUGCGGUAUUUGAUCAUUAGCGGCUAUUUUACGACCAUCCAAUUUGGUGAACAGUUUAAGAAUAUUACACGGCUACAGAUGGUAAGCUUACGGACUUAUUACUAUAACAAUACGGAAGAAGAACACACUGAAAUGAAUAUUACCAACACUUCUUUUGAACAUCUACAAACAGAGGCCUUUGAAAUUCAUCAAGAUCAAGGGGUUGGAGCUAAUGGAGUGAAAAAUUUACUGAGGUACCCACCUGAUACUAAAAACUUGUCGCUUAACUGGGUGCACGGUCUGUCGUCUAGAUCCUUAAAUCGCACCUAUUUUAACGUGUCAAAGAGUCGAGUUGUUGAUUUCGUCUCUCUGGACUUAUCUCACACUAAUUUAGCAGGGAUUAAAAAUGAGACCUUCAUAGACCUGCCCAACCUGCAGGUUCUUAAUCUUUCAUACAACAUACUGUCAUUUUUCGAUGUUUACGUGCAUGCCUUUAAAGGCCUUGAAAAGCUGGAAAUAUUGGAUCUUAGUUCAAACUCGUUAAUAUGGGUGCCUAGUCUUAAAGAUUUCAAGAAUGGUAGUUUAAAGGUUCUGUACUUGAAUGACAAUGAACUUGAUCGUCGUAUUUUCUCAAAUGUGUUCAGCAUUGUGCCAACUCUUCGUGAGCUUCAUUUGCGAAGGACUCGCCUUGGUAACAGCUACCUUUACUGGCUAUACAACUUAACUAAUCUCCGGGUUCUUGAUUUGUCUGAAAAUUAUUUUAAAAACUUUGAAACGCUGACAACUGCUCUCUCGAAUCUGACAUUACUAGAGGAAUUAAAUCUAGCCAGAAAUCCUCUCCAAUUUUUGAAUAAAAAGGUGUAUUUGAAAAAGUUGAAAAAACUGAAAAGUUUGAACCUGAGUGGUACAUUCUUCGAUUUCUACUGGCUUAUUGCAUUUAACUUGACGUCAUUAGAAGAGUUAUAUCUUGAGAACCUUGAAAACGGUGACUUCUUUGAUAUCACGUGGCAGAAAAUGAAUUUAUCAUUGGAAAACUUGAAGAUUUUUUCACUUGCUGGUAGUCUUGUGAGAACACUGAGCCCUCAGUUCUUCAGUUCCAUGCCGGCACUGAAACAUUUGAGUUUACAAGCAAAUGGGCUGGACUUUCUUAAUAAGGACAUGCUGAAGAAUUUAAAACACUUGGAAUAUCUUGAUCUUAGUUUGAACAGUAUUACAAAAAUCACUAGAUUUGAUUUCCCAGAUAGCCUAGUCACUUUAAUUCUGUCUUACAACCAUCUGUCAAUCAUUGAAAGAGAAGAACUGAAUUCUGGUGAGCUGUUGAACUUGAAAACUCUGGUCCUGUCGCAAAACUCUUUGGAAUGUAGCUGUCCGGCUCGGUGGUUUCGCAACUGGAUACAUAGCAACAAGAUGGUGAAUUUAGUGAACUAUGACAAGUACAUUUGUUUGUCUCCUUCUGGUGGUCGUGCGUUUUUCACUGCCUUCAAUUUUGACAAUCUGAAAUGCGAGUCUCUGUCAUACAUCCACCUUGCAAUAAGCUUAAGUUGUGUCGCUGUUAUUAUCUUCGCAGUUGUCUGUAUCGCUGUCUACAAUAGAUGGUAUAUUCGAUACGCAUGCUUCCUGCUUCGUUUAAAAACCAGGGGAUACCGCGAACUUGUGGACUUGGACGAAAAAACUUAUGAUGCGUUCAUUUCGUAUAACAGUGCCGAUCAGAAUUGGGUGUUGAGAAAUUUAGUUCCAUGUUUGGAAUCGGAUAAAUAUCGAUUUAAUAUAUGUGUUGAUUAUAAAAAUUUUAUUCCGGGUAAAUUCAUCGUUGACAAUAUCAUGGACAGCAUCCAGGAGAGUAGAAAAACUAUUUUAGUUUUGAGCGAGAAUUUUGUAAAUAGUGAAUGGUGUUAUUUUGAAAUGAACAUGGCAUUGCAUCGACUGUUUGAUGAUGGUAGAGAUGUUGUUGUGAUGAUUUUAUUAGAACCGAUUGUUGGUAAAAAGUUACCACGUAUCCUGAGAAAGGUUUUCACAAAGAAGACUUACAUAGAAUGGCCUCAAGAUCACAGUACAACAGCGAAAGAGUUGUUUUGGGCUAAAUUAGAGAAUGCAUUAAAGGCCCCCUCAAGGGUGGACCGUGUACACAAGGUUUGA
Molecule: messenger RNA, 5442 nt
Organism: Saccoglossus kowalevskii
Lineage: Eukaryota; Metazoa; Hemichordata; Enteropneusta; Harrimaniidae
Product: toll-like receptor 2 type-1
Biological process (GO): signal transduction
Cellular component (GO): plasma membrane
Molecular function (GO): signaling receptor activity; protein binding
Source: RefSeq, a predicted model, not a curated record